This is a messenger RNA of Adineta ricciae, 279 nucleotides long. The record is from the annotation of a GenBank genome assembly. NCBI's taxonomy places the organism in Eukaryota, Metazoa, Rotifera, Eurotatoria, Adinetida, Adinetidae.
AUGGACAAAGAUUACAAACAACGUACAUCUACCAUUAAGGAUACCAAUUCGCCAACCUGGAAUGAAACAUUCAAUUUUAAUCUACUCAAAGGACAAGAUACCCUACAUCUGAAAGUUUAUGAUGAAGAUCUCGUUGGCAAAGAUUCGAUCGGUUCAGCAAAAAUUAGUUUGAAGAAAGUACAACAAGCUGGCGGACAUUUAGACGAAUGGGUGAAAUUACCAGCACAUCUUGGUCUUGGCUCGCACGGAGAAAUUCAUUUAAUUUUACGUCUUUCUUAA